Molecule: messenger RNA, 188 nt
Organism: Dentiscutata heterogama
Lineage: Eukaryota; Fungi; Glomeromycota; Glomeromycetes; Diversisporales; Gigasporaceae
Source: the annotation of a GenBank genome assembly
ACAUACAAGUCUAGCAAUAGUUGAUCACUAUGCUAGACUUUUUACUUUAAGAGUUUUUAAGAAUCAAUAUGCAAUAGAAUUUCUCUUAUCUACUGGUGAAUGCUGUAGAGAAUGUGAACGAUUUGCAAGAAAAAUUGUUGAUAAUAUGAAUGUCACUCCAACUCAGUUAAUUAGGAUGAGUCCUAAUA